Aptenodytes forsteri (emperor penguin) is the source of this 783-nucleotide messenger RNA. RefSeq names its product BUD31 homolog (gene BUD31). The transcript has 4 exons. NCBI's taxonomy places the organism in Eukaryota, Metazoa, Chordata, Aves, Sphenisciformes, Spheniscidae. Gene Ontology annotation, cellular component: nucleus; spliceosomal complex. Bases 83 to 517 code for a protein of 144 amino acids. The record is from RefSeq and is a predicted model, not a curated record. Gene Ontology annotation, biological process: mRNA splicing, via spliceosome.
CUCAGGACUUUGAAGCACCCGCACGUUUGAGCGCAGGCAAACCCUCGUUCCCUCGCCUUUCGCCUCCCUCGUUUCCGAGGCAAUGCCCAAAGUGAAGAGGAGCAGGAAGCCCCCCCCGGAUGGCUGGGAGCUGAUUGAGCCAACGCUGGAUGAGCUGGAUCAGAAGAUGAGAGAAGCGGAGACCGAGCCUCACGAAGGGAAGAGGAAAGUGGAAUCCCUUUGGCCUAUCUUCAGAAUUCAUCACCAGAAAACACGUUACAUCUUUGAUCUCUUCUAUAAAAGAAAAGCUAUCAGCAGAGAGCUCUAUGAAUACUGCAUCAAGGAAGGAUACGCUGACAAAAACCUGAUUGCAAAGUGGAAGAAACAGGGUUACGAGAACCUCUGCUGCCUGCGGUGCAUCCAGACGCGGGACACCAACUUCGGAACCAACUGCAUCUGCAGGGUCCCCAAAAGCAAGCUGGAAGUGGGGAGAAUCAUUGAAUGCACUCACUGCGGAUGCAGAGGCUGUUCUGGGUGAAGCCUUUAGCCGCAAGACUACUUCUUGAACUCUGAGGGAUAUCAUCCUACACGAUGGACUGUUAGUGCAGUUACAGCCGCCUUCUGUGUGAGUGGGUAUUUCUGUAUAGCAAUUAAAACAGCAGCGUUUUCAUCUGGAUCAUAUAUACAAUGGUGCUUGGUUUGGAGUAGGUUUUUGUGUAGCCAUUUAUUUUAAAAUAAAGUCUGCCUUCUUGAGAGAGCGGUGCGAUCUCCUGGCGAAACAUUUCUACGCCGCUCUUCUCCUCU